GCCCGAGGAUGCCAUGGUUUGAGAGCCGCUGUGAUCGGCGUGUAGGGGCGUCGUUGCUGCGUGCAAUGUGUAUCGUGUAGGCGUUGGCGAGGAGGAGACAAGUACGGGGAUGUGUCCGUAAAAAAGUUGCGGUUUCUGCGUACUCUGCCGCACGUGCACGCUCGAAAUCGUGUUCCGCGAGCCACGGAUUCCCCGGUGGAUCGACCGCGGACAGUCUUUACGUGUCCGACAGUGGCUGUUCCGCGAACGGGCCUAACAAUCACGGGUGCGAACGAAAAAAAAAGUGCGGUCGGUGUUCUUUCGUUUCUCGCGGAGGCCACGUAUCGUGCGUGCGUAUCUCGACCGGCCUUGUCACGGGGACGUUGCUCUGGCCGAGCGGGGGGAACUCGCCUCGACUGGGAGACACGGUGCACGGAAACGACGCCCGUACCAGGAUGCCAGGACGUCUCGAUCGUAGGGCUAUUGAGACGGUCAGUGUUACACGCGCGAAAAAAUCAAAUUAAUUCCGUGCCCCCCCACGGGUUCAGGGAACGAGCGUAUCGUCUUGCACUCUCCUGAAUAGUUCAGCCGCAAAGUGGACGACAGGGAGGAGAGAGACGAUCCGACAGCGCGCGCGUCUGUGUGCAGGAGAUGUACGGAAUCUCGGGAAGAGAUCCUGGUGCGGGAGGAUUCGGCUAUCAACGGCUACGAUCAAACGUAUUAUCGCAGGUCGGAUUCUUGAGUGUAUGAGACAUCGCUCGCUCGCCCUAUCCCCGUGAAGCCCGUGUUCGUCCCCGGUGAGAAGAGGCCGCACGGUGUGUCCGCUGGCACGCGAAAGAUUUUAUUGUCGCCGCGUACGGCGGACUACGGCCAACCGUAUUUUUCAAGUGCGAGUCAGUUUUAUCUAUUCGUACGCGAGGAGGGACUUUCGACAAAGGAUACGUCACAGGCCGAGAAGAUAUUUUCCUCCAGUGGCUCUCUCCGUUCCUCUUGUUUGCGUCGGCGGGCCUUGCUCUCGAUGAUAGUGGCGCGGUUGACAGUGCGGCUGCUCUAUCGGCGUGUAUUUCACGACGGGAUCGUCGUGUCGACCCUCGCGUGCGUGAACUAGUCUAACGCGCGUGGAAGCUGGACAAGGUUGGAUGGUUAACCGCGGGAAGCAUUCAUCGGGCCAAGAAUACAAACACAGGGAUCGUGGUGUCUAUCGCCGGCUACUGCGUCGCGCGUCAACGCCGCAUCUUGGAAUGUGACGGGCGACUCCCGGCGUGGGAAAUAUCGUAGAAAAAGGGGACGCCAUCGACUGCUGAGCGGCAAGAGACGAAAAAUCAGCUGGUAUGUCAAAUAAUCAGCUGGUUGACUCCUGUCUGCUGGUGAAUCGUCGGAUCGAGAAGAGACAGGAGCACAGCAUUACGCGCACCGAGAUCACGCAGAGACGCGUUCUCCAGGAUAAAGGACCCGACAUGCCGCAAUACCCCGGACAGAGUGAUGCAGAUUACCACGGAAGUAACGGCCAGGCGGACACCCACUCGUUGCAUUCGUCUCAUUUGUCUGUCCAAGAGGAUCCAUUACUCAUCCGGGCCCAUAAACAGCAGAAUACUCAACAAGUGACAAGCGUGUCGAAAGUCGUGCGCGAAGUAUCACACAUGGAGCCGGACCCAGGUGCAGUCAGCUACAUGUCAGUGCCAUUGAUGUCGCAGGACUAUCAGCACGCGGACCCGCGGUACCCGGCGGACUCGUAUAUGGUGGGGUUCGAGCACUACGAGCCGUUCCUCGCGUAUCCCCCGCAGCCAGGGUACCCGGGCCCGCAUGGCAUCUACAUGCCGCGCUCGCAUUCCCCUCACAGUCCUCAUAGUCCUUCGGAGCACAGUCGUGCCUCACCUCCACAUGAAUACCUGCGUAAAGCGGGACCAUACGUGGAAGGCGGGUACAACGACAUCGAUCCAGGUCUGAAUCCCGCUUUACAGGAUCAUUAUCGUAUCACUCCUAGUCCAGGCGGCCCCGGAGAUCAGUACGAUCAAAUCAGCAACUCUUGGAAUAUGGAUGACUCCGGCGAACCCUCUCAGCAUCCUCAUGAUGAGAGUAAAGUGCCCUACGGUUACGUGUCUCCGUCCCCGUACGGACCAGUCGGGUACGGGCCAGGCGUAGGGGUAGGUCCAGUCACAGUUCCUAGCGAUGUACCCGGUUAUGACGAGGGCCAUCCGGUUCCGCUGUCAUCGGGAGUCCCACCAGGAAUGUUCGAGGACGAGGUUCAUCUUCAGCGGCUACAGUCCCGACACCCGGUGGUGCCCGGGAUGGCGAGCCCGUUGGACGACGACCAGAAGUCGAUGAGAUGGAGGGACCCGAAUCUGUCCGAAGUGAUCGGUUUCCUCAGCAACCCGAACAACAUCAUCAAGGCCAACGCGGCCGCGUAUCUGCAGCAUCUGUGCUACAUGGACGACCCGAACAAACAGAAGACGAGAAGUCUGGGCGGGAUUCCGCCACUGGUGCAAUUACUGGAUCACGAUAAUCCCGAUGUCUAUAGGAACGCUUGCGGCGCGUUGAGGAACUUGUCAUACGGCAGACAGAACGACGAGAAUAAGAGGGCCAUCAAAAAUGCCGGGGGUGUGCCGGCCUUGAUCAACUUGCUUCGCAGGACGUCCGAUGCUGACGUGAAGGAACUGGUCACAGGGGUGUUAUGGAACCUGUCUUCUUGCGAGGAUUUGAAGAAGUCCAUCAUCGACGAUGGGGUGACGAUGGUGGUGAAUAAUAUAAUUAUACCACACAGUGGCUGGGAUCCCAGCUCCUCCAGCGGAGAGACCUGCUGGUCGACGGUCUUCAGAAACGCUUCCGGUGUACUGAGAAACGUGUCCAGCGCUGGGGAGUACGCGAGGAAAAAGUUGAGGGAAUGCGAGGGUUUGGUCGACGCGUUGUUGUACGUGGUACGGUCGGCCAUAGAGAAGUCCAACAUCGGUAACAAAAUCGUGGAGAACUGCGUCUGUAUCCUGAGAAAUCUGAGCUACCGGUGUCAGGAGGUGGAAGACCCGAAUUACGACAAGCAUCCCAUCCAGUCGACCGUGCAGAACAGGGUGGCAGCGCCCGCCAAAGGUGAGAAUUUGGGUUGCUUUGGAGGCAGCAAGAAAAAAAAGGAUGGACAGCCAGUGCAGAAGGAGACCACAGCCUCCCGUACAACCAGCCCUAGAACAGAACCAGUUAGAGGCAUGGAACUACUUUGGCAACCGGAAGUAGUUCAGUCUUAUUUGAAGCUUUUACAAACUUGCUCGAAUCCGGAAACUCUUGAAGCAGCUGCUGGAGCUCUUCAGAACCUGGCAGCCUGCUAUUGGCAACCCAGCAUUGAGAUUCGUGCAGCAGUGAGGAAGGAAAAAGGACUUCCAAUCUUGGUAGAACUUCUGCGAAUGGAGGUGGACCGUGUAGUUUGUGCCGUUGCUACAGCACUCAGAAACCUCGCAAUAGACCAACGUAAUAAAGAAUUAAUAGGGAAGUAUGCGAUGCGUGAUCUCAUUCAGAAGCUGCCUUCAGGAAACAAUCAGCACGACCAAGGAACGAGCGAUGACACUAUCGCUGCAGUUUUAGCUACACUGAAUGAAGUUAUUAAGAAGAACGCUGAAUUCUCACGAUCACUGCUGGACGCCGGCGGUGUAGACAGACUAAUGAAUAUCACCAGGCAACGCCAGAAGUAUACACCUCGUGUUCUUAAAUUUGCAGGACAAGUGUUAUUCACCAUGUGGCAACAUCAAGAACUUAGAGAUGUUUACAAGAAGCAUGGAUGGAAGGAGCAAGAUUUCGUGACGAAAACGGUAGCAGCACGGAAUUCAGGGCCUAAUUCACCCAACAAUGCAAAUAGCUAUGAUUGUAGCACUCUGAACCGGCCAAUGGCGAGUCAAGGAAGCACCAGAUACGAGGACCGAACAAUUCAAAGAGCAAAUAUGAAUUCUAAUAACGUUGGUCGACCCAAUAUAUAUCAGUCUCAACCGAAACCCGGUGAGCCGCUCUACGCGCAAGUUAACUUGGAGAAGAAAAAGAAGCGGCAGUAUGAGUUGGGGGUGGGCCAGGGUCAGGGUCAGGGCCCGGUGGGCGCGGGAGUCGGCGUGGCGGCGGUGCCACCUCAGCCUGGCCAGUGGGUGGCCGACGGAGUGGUCGGCAUGCCGGACGGUUCGGCCGCCACGGCGACGGUGAACGUACCGCCAAACUCGACAGCGGCGUCCGCCGGCGACUCCUGGGUAUAACAGUGCCUGGAUGCUGCCUUUUGUCUCGUCUCCUUCUACGAGGAUCUCUCGGACAUGCUCGACUAGGUCAUGCCCGCCGCUAGAGAGGGAUCGUCGUCCGAUAGCCGUGGAAUGAUCGAGGGCGGGGAACAGGAAGAGGAUCGCGUCUUGCGGUUCUCCAGCUUCGACCGACUGGGUACACCGUGUCCGGAUCAUUGGAAGACACUGAGAAGGAGAAUGAAAAAGGAAAGUACGGAAGAGGCGAGAAGCAAGAAACAAGAGGAAGAGGAAGAAGAAGAAGAAGAAGGACCGGGAACUUUUGCUUUCGAUGAGUUCAUUAGAAGAGUUAGAAUAUGACCGGGGUAGCCGGAUUGUUGGAUGUACAGGGGUCGAAGAGAACAGCUUCAGAGGGAAUAGGAAGACUGAGAAAACGUAGGAAGGCCGGUAGACAGAUUUAGUUAGAGUCGUCGAAUUAAUCACUAGGACAUUGGUCGC
Nomia melanderi (Alkali bee) is the source of this 4673-nucleotide messenger RNA. RefSeq names its product adherens junction protein p120 (gene p120ctn). The record is from RefSeq and is a predicted model, not a curated record. Gene Ontology annotation, biological process: cell-cell adhesion. Gene Ontology annotation, cellular component: cytoplasm; nucleus; plasma membrane. Gene Ontology annotation, molecular function: protein binding. NCBI's taxonomy places the organism in Eukaryota, Metazoa, Arthropoda, Insecta, Hymenoptera, Halictidae.